CAUUUUUAAAUGGUAGAUUUAUCAGGGUUCCUUUUCUUUCUUUCCUUCUUUAUUACUUUAUUUAUUACCUGUCCGCUAGGCGCGCGCGGAUCUCAUAACCAGCACUCUGCGCUCGCGCCCCUCAAUCGUUCCCCGUGACGUCGCGAGAAAUGGCGGAGCGCGAGGAAAGCGACGUCUGUCGGAGCUCCAGUCAAGAAUCUGACUCCCAUCUCCGAGGUGAUGAUAAAAAACCCUUAAGUCGGCCAGACUCGACAACCUCUGGAAACAACACGUACAUUCUAUCCAGUCCUGUGGAUGUACCGAAUACAGGAAGAUCAGAGCUUCUGCUUCUCAAACUCGAUGAGAGACAGAAACUGGCUCGAGAGAGGAGGGAGGAGAGAGAGAAACAGAACGCUGUGCGAGAGGCUCAGUUAUUGGUGCGUGAGGAGCGGGCGAGGCUGUAUUAUGAAAAGCAGCUGGAAGACAGAAAGAGGCGUCUGGAGGAGCAAAGGAUUAAGGAGGAGAGGAGGCGGGCCGCCGUGGAGGAGAAACGACGCCAGAAACUAGAAGAAGAGAAGGCUCGUUAUGAGGCUGUGGUGAGAAGGACUUUGGAAAAGAGUCAUCGAGUCAGACCGAAGCAGAACCGUUGGAGUUGGGGAGGAACACUAACCUCUAGCACUUCACACAACAGCGAUGCUAACAGAAGGUCAGUCUCCACUAUGAAUCUGUCCAAGCACAUAGACCCAGUCAUAAACAAACGCCUGUCUUCAUCUUCUGCCACACUGUUAAACUCGCCAGACCGAGGCUUACAGAAGCAGACGUCCUUGUCCUCCUCUUGCUUAGUAACUAAAGUAUCGUCUAAAGCUCGAGCCUCCAGAGAGAAGAUCCAUCAGGACAGACCUGCAGGUAUGCGUCGUAUGCCUCUAACCCCAUGGGAGAACAAUGUAGUCACUCGUUUACAGACACCAACACACUCGUACCUGGCCAGAAGUCGUAGUGCUGUGUGUUUGUCUGGAGAUGCAGCCUCCUGUCAUCACUCGAGCUCACUAUCCUUCAAGACCAUGCAGUCACGCAGCUCCGAGCGACCCAUCAGAGCCGGUCUCAGCCUUGAGCGAGCCGUCAGAGCCGGGCCGGAAGGAAGCCUGUGCAGGAAGGCGACCCAGAAUGUGGCGGCUGAUAGGAAGGAUAAGGACUAUGUCCGAAAGUCCUGGAGUAAUCUGUCGUGUCCCAUUCCACCUCUGAACCUCGCCACCACCAAGCGAGCUCCUUCUCCUGGCAGCCAGCGCACUAAAGUCAGCCAACCGUCAUCUGCCAGGAGUUCCACUAAACCUCCUCUGAAGUCUCCUACGUCCAGAAGGUCCAGGUCUCCACCUCCUCCAUCUUCCAUGCCCUUAUCUCCUAGCAACCCUUCACUGUUGCCUGGUAACCUGCGUCCCAGCCGGGGUAAGCCAGAGAGCCCGAGAGUGAGUCUGGAGGUUGUUAAGGACCUGAAAGAGGAAGAGGUCAAAAGAACUGAGACUGAGGAAGAGGAGGUAGAAAAGGAGAAGGGGGAGCAAAGUGAGAAAAAAGCAGCAGCUGAAAUCUCGACGCGUAAAGCAGAGUCUAAUGGCAUUGAGAGGGUGAUGAGUCCUCCAGCAGUCAGAGUCAGUGCAGGAACCACAGACCCAGAGGAGGCGUCUCGACUGCUGACUGAGAAACGACGGCAGGCCCGAGAACAGAGAGAGAAAGAGGAGGAGGAGAAGAGGCAGAAGGAGGAGGCCGAGAGACGACACAGAGAGGAAAUGGCCCGGAAGAUAGCUGAAGAGAGAGCGAAAAGAGAAGAGGAGGCCCAGCGUCUGGCCGAGGAGAAAAAACACAAGGAGGAAGAAGAGAGACACUUAGAAGAGGAGAGACUGCAGAGAGAAAGAGAAGAAGCAGAACGGCAGCUGAGACAGAAAGAGGAAGAUGAGACUCGUCAGCGUGAAGAGGCUGAGCGUUUGCGUCAGGAGAGAGAGAAACACUUCCAGAAAGAAGAGGCUGAGAGACUCGAGAGGAAAAAGCGUCUCGAGGAGAUCAUGAAACGCACACGCCGUUCAGAUCAGAAAAGCCCCAGUCAGAGGAAUGGAGAUGUGAGUCAGCAGAAUUCUCAGGACUCGGUGAAUGUGGUCCCCGGGAUCCCGUCAAUCACAGUCUCUGCUCCACAGAUCCCUCAAACCACACAGCACAGUGACAGCAACGGACACGCUAACCCUGAUCUCCUCUUACACACACUGCCCCCUGCUGGACACGACGCGAGCACUGAAGCCCUUCGAGAAAACGGCGUCAUCAUGGAGACCUUCGAGGAAGUGAUCGAGGUGCCCAUGGUGACCAAGUUGUCUCGUCAGGAGGGAGACGGAGAGGAAGAAGACGAGAGGAUGAAGGCACCGCUGAUAGCUUUCAGAGAGAACGGAAGCACACAUGACAUGAGCGCAUGGGACCAAAGCCAAGUGCAGCAACACGCAGGUGAUGUCUGAUACCCUCGGAGAGCAUGAUGGGAAACAGUGCGGUGUGUUCUCCAGGUCGACACCCAGUUACGUGAGGAGAAAAUAAAUAGAACGCCCUCUUCUCUAGCGGACCGCUCUGUAAACAAUCGUCCUUGCGCUCCCUGUAAUGCAGCCCCAACCUUCUGACCCCUUUAAACACUUUAGUGGUAUGUUCCAGGAACAAAGUGGAUUAACGUGCAUUUAGCGUGUAUGUGGAAAACCUGUGGAUUUAAAUAAGCUGUAAAGUCUGAUCUAAUACUUGAAGUUUUUUUUUUUUUUUGCUUGGUUUGUUUCUGUCGAGGUAAAGUUUAGUAAAGUUCUAACUGUUGCAUUGAGAAAGCACCGGGUGGCUGAUUUUGAAAUCUUUAGAAACAUCCGGGAACGGUUCGGAAGCUCGAACGCAUCACGACUUUUUACAAGAACGGAGAGAAAGUUUGAAGAAAUAGUAUUUUCCUACUUCUUUCUAAAGCUUUAUUCUAUAUUUCGUUUGAUUUUGACAGUGUUGCACUGGAGAGGAGGAGUCUUCUGUAGAAAUGCACCGAAAUUUCGAGUGAAAAUUCAGUUUUUUUUCCACUUUUUCCAAAAAGAGAUAAAAACGCAGAGACGGUUUUUAAGCUCUUCGUACUCUAAGAAAGUUCUUAGUACCAUAGAAAGUACACAAGGAAGUUCUUUGUACUCAGGCGUGGAAUAAUUUCAUGUUAUUUUAUGUUCUCUUCUUGGACUUUUGGAGAAAUCUCCUGCUGAAAGCACAAACGUUGUUGUUGUUGUUAUUAUUAUGUAAAUCUUUUUAAAGUAAAUUGUCAAAUUACAAGGACGUUUUUGUCUUUAGGGUUUUUCAGUUUUCAGCGAAGAAUUUAUUUCGGUGCAUCACUACAUCUGACCUGAUUGAAGACACGAUCCAAAGAUCUCGCUCAUGAAGCCCUGUCUGAUCUCCUGUCUAAUGCGGAGGGAUCGUAAUCGGCCGCCACGGACAGAGAGGAUCAGACAGAGCGCAGAGUUUCUCAGCUGCAUGGCAACACAAUCAGUACAUUUAAUUUAAUAAUUAGUCCAAUAACAAGUGAAGACAAUGAAGUUAAAACGCUGCUAUGUGUAACUUCCCUAUGCCUUAUCAGAUCUGGACGUGUGUGUUUGGGGUUUAAGGGCUGAUUAUCACCCACCACACCACAUUUCAUACAUUUUACAGCCAGAUUUAGAUCUUCCGUGGCGUCGUCUCGGUUCGCUCAGCGUGUGUAACUGCGCUUGGAUCUCCUGGAGGACAUGUAAAGCUAGAUCUGUCUACAGUAAACACAGAUAUGAUUAUAAAGUACAAGACGAGCACAAUGGAUAUUAAAUUAUUAAACUGUAACCUGGCUUCUGGACCCGCUAGAAUAGAGACCUCGUCAUAACCCGGUCACAUAAAAAGCGCUUUAGUUUCUAAACUCUGCACCUUCAUCCUUCAGUCAUCUUCAUCCAUACUUUUUUUUUUUCUUUAUUCAGAUUUCUUAUUCUUAUCCCCCUCUAAGCAGUCUCAUCUGUAUAGCAUGUAAAAAAAAAUAUAUUAUAAUCAAUAAAUAAUUUUGUUUGAAACGCAA
Molecule: messenger RNA, 4051 nt
Organism: Tachysurus vachellii
Lineage: Eukaryota; Metazoa; Chordata; Actinopteri; Siluriformes; Bagridae
Gene: map7b
Product: microtubule-associated protein 7b
Exons: 19
Coding region: 150-2471 (773 amino acids)
Biological process (GO): microtubule cytoskeleton organization
Cellular component (GO): microtubule cytoskeleton
Source: RefSeq, a predicted model, not a curated record